CUGAUGACAUUUUUUAAUGAAACUAUCUCGAAACAUUUAUUUAAUUUGCGCAAAGACGAAAAAUAACCUAAAAUUGAAGUAUCAGGCGAAAUGUCACGCACAGAUGGAAAUUGCGCCUUGUCAAAGUUGUCAAUGUCAGUCAGUUGUCAUGUAGGUUGCGUUUUGUUACUACAUCGUAGUAAACCUGCCUUGAUGGUAAUAUUUAAUUCUGUUUUUAUCAGAUUCUGCAUGCUCUACCGAGCGAUCAACGGUGAUAGCGAGUCGAGUGCCCCGCUCGAACGCCGUGAAGACCCCGGCACACCGCACAGAGGAGCCCCUGCUCCUCACCAUCGAUAUGAGGGCCCACCGACCCCGUGCCCGGCGCGCGUCGAGUACGCCACGCCGGUGUUCGCGCGCAACUACCAGGGCGUGUGGCGCUACGUCGUGCAGAUCCCAUACGAGGGCUACUUCACCCAGACCGUCGAGGUCACCAGAUGCAUGCAGUCGCGCUGCCACUACUUGGAGGGCGGCUGCCUGAGCUCGCCGCGCUGGGUGUCGCUGCUGGUGGCCGAGAUGCACUACCCGCUCGCGCAGCACGUGCAGGACUUCCAGGAGUACCAGCAGUACUUGCAGAAGCGCUCCGGCCCCGUGGAAGGCGAGCCCAGCACCGACAAGCCGCCGCACUGCGACGGGCACGACAAGUUCGGCUGCUAUCAGGUCUCUAAUGCUGAUUGCCGGUUGCAGGUCCGCCUAUACUACGACUGGUUCCUGGUGCCGGGCUCGUGCAAGUGCUGGCGCCCGGACUACUUCGCGCGGUACGUGCGUCGUCGCCACAACAACGAGCUGUAGGCUCCACCGACCUACAAUACAUACCAUCGAGCCCUCUUUCCAACUGGCCAGGGUCCCACCAGCCGGGUACCCGUCUAGGGUUGCCAGGCGUCCGGAUAAAGCCGGACAUAGUUAGGCUUUUUGAUUGCGUGUCCGGCCAAAAUAACCGAUGUCCGGCCUGUCCGGAUUUGUUAGGCUUUUUAUUUGGCUGCCGCGCCAGGCGAAAGUCGAGCCACAGAAUAUAACACGCACGCAUCAGGACGUUAGGCUAACUCGUGAGCUCACUAAUUGCACCCCCCCCCCCCCCCCUGUCGCAUGUCCGGCUAUUAGGGUAAAAUGUCCGGCCAAAUGAAGCACAGAGUCCGGUCUCACAGUGCGCGUUGACGCACAGGGUGACACACGAACCAAUCACAUAGCUCUAUUCAACACUGUGCGUUCGAUUUUCUGCUUCACUUAAGCAAGCAUCGUUUGUGAAUACGGGCGUGUGUCCACUGAGCGGCAGCGUAAUCGCUAGGAAGACCUCCAAGUAAUUGACAAAUUCCCAUGUUUUUGAGGAAAACACCAUCUUUUCUUUAGAAGCUUGACAUAAUAAUUAUGAGUGUACCUCUGUGUUGCUGAGAUGGUUUGGCCAGUGGAUUUCACAGAAACUAUUUCUAAUAAACUUAAACUUAUACAGGAUGUAAGGUACUGGUUGGAAAAACUUAAAAAACCGGUGGAAUUGAUUGCCAAGCUGUCCCUAACAUCCUGUAUGACUUCGGCAAGGUUUGUAAGUCGACGCUUUUUUCA
Molecule: messenger RNA, 1593 nt
Organism: Ostrinia nubilalis (European corn borer)
Lineage: Eukaryota; Metazoa; Arthropoda; Insecta; Lepidoptera; Crambidae
Exons: 6
Coding region: 91-828 (245 amino acids)
Biological process (GO): innate immune response; central nervous system formation
Cellular component (GO): extracellular region
Molecular function (GO): growth factor activity; Toll binding
Source: RefSeq, a predicted model, not a curated record